AGGGCAAAAACCGUGCACACUCUGAGUUUGUCUCACAACCUGCCGUGUGUUCAGACCGCCGUGCUCCCUCUAGCACCUCACGGGAAACACUUUGGGAUCGUCCUGGUGGCCAUGCUGAGAGGGAAGGGCCCCUGGCACAGCCUGGACGCGGCAGACCCCCCUGGUGAAGAGGACGGGGACAGCUACCCGGCAGAGAGUGGGGGACUGACAGUGUCAGUGAAGAAGGGGAGCAAGACCAAGAAACUGGAGAAGACCAGGAAAGCCAUUAGUCUGGAGGAGGCCCAGCUGGAGCUCCAACAGCCAAGCAGAACCAUGAGCCGCCAAGCCUCAAUCAGGUCACAGAUGUUUGAUGUGGACAAAGGAUUUGAGAGGACUGAAAGUGGUGGUUCACAAAGUAGUUUUAUAAAGCACAACAAAACAUUCCACAAGCUGUUUCCUGACAUUCCAGAGAGUGAAGACUUGCUCCAUGCGUACAUCUGUGCUCUGCAGAAGGAGGUGCUCUAUCACGGCCGACUCUACAUCACCAAGCACCACGCUUGUUUCCACUCCUCUGUGCUGCUCAAGGACACCAAGCUUGUGAUCCCUGUGACCAGCGUUCGCAUCGUGAAGAAGCAGAACACCGCCCUCCUGGUGCCCAAUGCCUUAUCUAUCCGCACCACAGAGGGAGAAAAGUACCUGUUUGUGUCUUUGCGGAACCGUGAGGGGUGCUACAAGCUGCUGACCUCCGUCUGUCCUCAACUGGAGGACCGAAGUGCCAACAGCAGCCCACUGUUCUCCUCUGCAGAGAAUAGCUUUGAUCAGGGCAAACUGGUGCACUCCAGUCAGUCCAGUCUGGAGGACAGUUUUGACCUGGAUGGAUCAGAACCAAAACUCUUCCUCGACUCGCCUCCGCUCAGACCCCAGAGAGACCUACUGCCAAAUGGAAAACACUCCUCUAGUACACACUCCCUACAGACCGACAGUUCAUCUGAUGACCUCUCAGGUGGCUGGUGGGUGUGGAGCAUGACUGAGAACGCCCGCUCGCUCCUGGUCCAGAGAGAAGCCUGCAACCUCAACACACUCCUGUUCGUCUACCUAAUACUGGUGGUACUGCUGCUGUUGUCGUCGGGGUACAUCGGCCUCCGGAUCGUGGCUCUGGAGGAACAACUGACCUCUUUGGGAGCCCUCCCUGAGUUCUCCUUACAGAGCGGGUACAAGGAUACAUCCCCGUGAUUGGCCAGAAGAGCAGUAGGACAUCCCGUGAUUGGAGGACAUGACAAUAUGGCGUCAGCUGACGAUCUACCAAUGAAAAAAGAGGAACCAGAGUUUGUGAUGAAGAUUCUGUCCUCUCCCUGGAAUAAGAGUCUGGAGCAAUUUUGAGUGUUCCAGAGAUGGACUGUCACUCGCUUGUGUAUAAGGACCGACUCCCUGUGCAAUUAAAAGUCCAGCCGGGUAAACUGGAAGGGCUAUGUUUAAGACAUCUUGACGCGGGCCAACUCAACUCGCAGUGGGUGGGGCCUAGCAGACACGCGCGCACACACACAUUUGCUGCUUCUGUGACUGACUUGAAAGGCGACUGACGCGCACACACAGAACACGGUCACCUCUUCGGCUCACAUGUCACAAUGACAAGAUGUGAUUUCCGCUCCACAUAGUCUCUUCACGAGCGUGCAAUCGGUACCGACUACCAGAAUCAGGUGUCGUCGGAUGUUAGUUUUAAUAGCUCCCAGCAUGGGGGAAGGACAGUGCCUAGCCAAAGACACAGAAGUGUGCACAUCUUAUGGGUACAGGUUGAUUCUUAAUCUUAGGGCUUCUUCAAGUUAAUCUGUAUUUAAUCUUUCACUACUGAAACAGUCGGGGGGGGGGGUGCUCAAAAGAUUUUCCUGCUGAUCAUACCAACUGUCAACAAUGAAUAUCUUCCACAGCACCUCCAGCAGAGCAGCCAUUUUGAGUUCCUGUCCGGACAGUGUCCUCCUCGUUGCUCUGCGGUCAGCAGUGUUAGUCCUGGCAUGGGCAUGAUUUAAAUCGGUUUAAUGAUCAGUGCUUUGGAGACCCCAGGCUUGUAUGUGUACAUAAUCGCACAAAACUAGCAUAAUCAGAUUCUGCGUUGCCGCUUUUGUAGCUGUACAUUUUCUAACUUUUCAAAAAGAACAACAUGUUGUUUUUUUUUUUUUUCUUCUAUUACUUUGAUUGUCAAAGUAGAUUUUUAUAAUACCAAAUGAAAAAUAUAGUCUUGCUCAGAUGAACAUAUCUGUUGAGGACUUCUGCAGUGUAUGCAAGAAGUGACAUUGUUGUUAAAAGCAAAGCAAACCCGCCUACUCCGUGACCAGCCCGUUGAGAGCAAAGGUUUGUUUCUCGGGGCUCAAGUGUUUCCGGACUGUUCGAUGGAAAUUUCAAUGAUAUCAUGUGACAACGUCUGUCAUGUUUCUGCGUGGGCACAUUGGGUACGUGACUGAUAAAUGAUGUUCCCAUUUGGGUCACCCUCUGGGAGAACAGCCUCCAGUAGCAACUCUCAUACAGUGCUGCUGAAGUCACUGUCAACCAAGGAAUAAUAGGUGGUCCAGAAAAUAAAUUUCAAUAUGCAAAGGCUUAUGCAUGUACAGAAAAAUGUGCAACUUUUUUGUUUGUUUAAACGAGGGGAGAAAAGGCUGCAGAGCGACUGCACUUUAAGAUGUACCUGUCAGUCCAAAGACAUCACAUUUGAUUGAGAUGGUGGGGAAGCCGUUGAUUUGUAAUCUAGUGUUUGAUGGUGCUAAGACCUUUUUUUUGUUGAUCUCAGGGCUGGGUGAAAACUGCCACAGUUUCAGGUUCACUGCAUUUCUUCCGCCAUUUCAGGUCUUAUGCUUUUGAGGUAGUCUGUUUUGUCUUGUCCACUGGAGAGAUGUCUCUGUUUAUGGGCCUUGUAACACCACUAUCUGUCUGACCUGUGAGCUGUUACCCAGUGACAUCAAAUGUUUUCCAAUGUUUUUACAGACAAAUGUAAGCUCUUCAACAACUUCUGUUGAUGGGACAGGAGUGUGGAAGUGGCGACAUGUUUUCUCUUGUGAUUGAGUAGUUGUCAGGUUUUCAAGCUGUAAGUAGUUUGCCGCCAUGCCAUAAAGCAGUACUGUUCAUUUCUGGACGUUCCCAGCAGGGGGCAGCACACACACAAUGUGUUUGAGAGGAUCAGUGUUGUUACUGACCGGCUGAUCUAUAAAACAAUACAUUAUUUACAACGCACGGUACUUUUGUGGAUCAGUCGGUUUGCAGUCACAAGCAGUCGUUUUGAUUCUCUCGACCACACCCAGUCCCUUCAAAUGUAUGCAAUGCAAGAAUUUCAGAGUCUUGUUUGUGGUUUUGCACUAUUGUAGUGUUGUUCAUUUUUCUAUCAAUUGUUAAGGCUUUAAUUCUAUGGUCAAUAUGUAUUUAUUUGUACUCUAUGUAAUUCAAAGUAAUGGUCUCUGUGAGAUUUUGCUUUGUUAUUGUUUGAAAAUAAAUCAGAUGUUGCAAGG
Esox lucius (northern pike) is the source of this 3470-nucleotide messenger RNA. RefSeq names its product GRAM domain-containing protein 2B. The transcript has 12 exons. Bases 112 to 1212 code for a protein of 366 amino acids. NCBI's taxonomy places the organism in Eukaryota, Metazoa, Chordata, Actinopteri, Esociformes, Esocidae. The record is from RefSeq and is a predicted model, not a curated record.